CAGAGACGCUGCACACACACAAUAUACGCUCUAGUGUUGACAUAUUUAAUUUCUGCUCUAAAAAAUCUCUCUUAUCUCGAUUAUGCCGGGAAUGAUGGACAAAGGCUCGGAAUAUUUGGGCAAAGGUCGCUCGAAUGGGACGAAAAGCCCGUCUAACGCCUCGAACGGACAUUUUUCAGACGAAAGCGGCAGCGACGACGAGCACGAUGUAGGCAUGCGUGUGGGAUCGGAUUAUCAAGCCAACAUCCCUGAAUUUGAUCCAGGAUCCACAAAAUACAGUGAUAAAGACAGUGGGGGCAUGUUGGUUUGGUCUCCGCAUCACACAAUAGUUGACUCUAAAUUGGACGAGUACAUUGCGAUUGCGAAAGAAAAGCAUGGAUACAAUGUUGAGCAGGCUCUCGGCAUGCUCUUCUGGCAUAAACACAACAUUGAGAAGUCUCUUGCUGAUCUCCCGAACUUCACGCCAUUCCCUGACGAAUGGACGGUGGAGGACAAGGUGCUGUUUGAACAAGCCUUCAGCUUUCACGGGAAGAGUUUUCACAGGAUCCAGCAGAUGUUGCCGGACAAAUCCAUAUCCAGUCUUGUGAAGUACUACUAUUCAUGGAAAAAAACCCGCUCCAGGACCAGCCUGAUGGACCGGCAGGCAAGAAAGCUGGCUAACCGCAAUAAUCAAGACGAAAGUGAGGAAGAGAUGGAAGAGGCUAACCCUGUGGAGGCCAACGACAGCGACUAUGACCCAACAAAAGAGGCAAAGAAGGAGGUAAAUACUCCAGCAGAACCACAGACUCUGAGCUCUAAGAUCGGGAUGGGUCGACGGGACCACCAGACGCUACAGCACCGGCAUCACACGCAGCGCUCCAAGUGCCGUCCUCCUAAAGGCAUGUACCUGACGCAGGAGGACGUGGUGGCCAUAUCCUGCAGCUCCAGCGCCGCCAACUCUGUGCUGCGGCAGCUCGACAUGGAGCUGGUGUCCCUUAAACGACAGGUACAGAACGCCAAGCAGUUAAACAGUGGACUGAAGCAGAAGAUUGAAGAUGGGAUUGAUGAACUCCGACUGCCUGAGUCCACCCAAAAAAUUAACGCCCGCUGGACAACAGACGAGCAGCUGCUGGCAGUGCAGGGAGUACGCAAAUAUGGGAAGGACUUCCAGGCCAUUGCUGAUGUGAUCGGUAAUAAAACCGUGGGACAGGUGAAGAAUUUCUUUGUAAACUACCGGCGGCGGUUUAACCUGGACGAGGUGCUUCAGGAGUGGGAAGCGGAGCAGGGGACGCGGACGCCCAAUGGAGAUGGAGCCAAUUCAGGAGAGGAUGGAAAAACCAGCAACGCCUCGUCAGGGAAGAGCACAGACGAGGAAGAGGAAGAGGGUCAGGUGAGUCUGGCGUGUGGGCCGUCUCCUGUGGUCUCCUCUUCCUCCUCCUCCUCCUCGUGUCCUCCAUCCUCCUCCUCGUCUCUCCAGCAGCCUCCGCCUCUUCUGCGCCCGUCUCUUCCGGCCACCCCGGCUCUGCACCGCCAGCCUCCACCUCUGCAGCAGCAGGCCCGCUUCCUGCAGCCCCGUCCCGCACUGCACCAGCCUCCGCCGCUCAUCCGACCCUCCAACCCCGUCCCACCGCGGCUCAACCCCCGCCCGGCCGCUCCCCUGGCCCCCAACACAGCGAACGCACCCGCAGCAGGACAGCAGCCGCCAGCUCUCCUGGGCAUCCAGAGCGCAGAGACGCCCUCGUCCUCCCUGCACUGACACACCACAGGAGGGUAACGCUGUGUACAGACCCCCAAAACUAAAUCACACACACCUUUACACUGUAUAUAUUAGUUCUGUGACUGUCUAUUUAUUUAAGCUGUGUGUGUGUGUGUGUGUGUGUGUGUGUGUGUGUGUGUGUGUGUGUGUGCGUGUGUGCGUGUGUGUGCCUGUGUUUAAAGGAGUUAUUAAUGUCAAACCUGAAAUUCUUCAUAUUCCUGACAGAUUCUGACCUGAAGGUGCUUUCAUUCAGCCAGCAAGUUCUGUUUGGACCCUCUGAAAGAUAGUAAGAGGAUGUACAGGAGGUGUCUGUGUCUGUGUGUGUGCACGCGCUUCAAUUACCUGUCUAUGUGGAGCUUAAAAAUAAUUAAGUGUGUGUGUUUGUUCUCCUAAAAGAUAGUAAGACUGUACAGGAAGCAUCAUUGUGGGUUUUGUCCACAAUCGCCUUCUUAUCCGUCUUCAUGACACUUAAAGAUAAUUGAGAGUGUGUGUGUGUGUGUGUGUGUGUGUGUGUGUUUAUGCCUGUGUGUGUGUGUUUUUUUUUGCAUGCAUGUGUGGGUCUGUGUGUAUGUAUGUGUAUAUAUGUAUUUAUACAUGUGUAUGUUUUUGUGCGUGCAUGCAUGUGUGUAAAUGUGUGUGUGUGUGUGUAUGUGUAUAUAUAUAUAUAUUUGUGUGUGUAUGUAUGCGUUUGUGGGUGUUUUUACGUGUACGUGUGUUUAUGUAUGUAUGUAUGUAUGUAUGCAUACAUGCAUGCAUGCGCGUGUGUGUGUGUUUUUAUGCGUGCGUGUAUGUGUGCAUGUUUGUGUAUGUUUUUACACGUGUGUGUGUGUGUGUGUGUGUGUGUGUGUGUGUGUGUGUGUUUGUGUGAAUGUAUGCAUGUGUAUGUUUUUACACAGACGUGUGUGUAUAUGCGUGUAUGUAUGCGUGUGUAUAUAUAUAUAUGUA
This is a messenger RNA of Danio aesculapii, 2680 nucleotides long. RefSeq names its product REST corepressor 3 (gene rcor3). The record is from RefSeq and is a predicted model, not a curated record. Bases 83 to 1735 code for a protein of 550 amino acids. Gene Ontology annotation, cellular component: transcription regulator complex; histone deacetylase complex. Gene Ontology annotation, biological process: negative regulation of DNA-templated transcription; regulation of transcription by RNA polymerase II. The transcript is spliced from 12 exons. Lineage: Eukaryota; Metazoa; Chordata; Actinopteri; Cypriniformes; Danionidae. Gene Ontology annotation, molecular function: transcription corepressor activity.